This is a messenger RNA of Mytilus trossulus (common blue mussel), 4945 nucleotides long. Its product is annotated as serine/threonine-protein phosphatase 6 regulatory ankyrin repeat subunit B-like. The record is from RefSeq and is a predicted model, not a curated record. The coding region runs from base 287 to 4945 and encodes 1552 amino acids. Lineage: Eukaryota; Metazoa; Mollusca; Bivalvia; Mytilida; Mytilidae. The transcript has 4 exons. Gene Ontology annotation, molecular function: protein binding.
GCAGCUGGAAUCCUAAAUUUCAAGAAGUUCAACAAUAAGACUUUCGAGACAAGGAGGAAAAAUCAUUUCACAUUUUAUAUCACUGGACAACUCGAAAUACCGGUCUGUUGAGCAGUGUAUAGUCGGACUUCUUACCAAGUUAUUAAGUUAACGCAUCAUUGUAUGCUGGAAAUUAAAACAACAAAAGAGACGAAACAAUCAUUACCUGAUGUAGGAAACGUGAAAACCUGGUAUUAGCAGACAACACGACAGAUUAGAAUCAGCCCAAGAGCUGUUAAAUAACACGAUGGCAACUACACAUGUUUCACAGGAAGAAGAAAAUUUUUUGAGAAUGCAACUGUUGUUGAAUGGAAUUUCACCGAGGGCUGUACGUGCACUAUUUGAUAAAGAAUUUCAUCCUUCUUGCUUAAAUGCCUCUAUUAAAAGAAGUGAAUAUACAAAAUUGAAAGACUUGAAAUCAAAACGUAUCAUUACUGCAGCUCAAUGGAAAUUACUGUUUCCAUGUAAUGGUUCUGAGACUUUUGAUAUAACUUUAAUGGUAGUAUUACUCCGGAACCUGACAAAUCUUUCUCAACCUACCGGUGGAUAUGACCAGUUACCACCGAGAACUGAUAUAACACCAACAGCUGACGUAGCAAGAAUCAAGUAUUACAGAAACCAGCUAGCCCAUAAUGGCGAUUUUGAAGAUGGAAAGAUAAAUAAUGUGUCAUUUUGUACUGCUUGGGAUGAUAUCAGCGGGGCUGUGAAAAGACUUGGUGGCCAAAAUAUGGAGGACGAAUGUAAAGAGCUGAGAACAAAGCAACUAGACAAUUCAACGGUACAUUGGAACAUAAGAUUAAACUACAAUCAGAUAUUAGAACAGUGGAAAACGAAUGACGUUAAUUUUAUAGAGACCAGAGCAGCAAAAUAUGUUCUAGAAUGUGUUCAUGAAAAUAAUUGCGUUACUAUCACUGCUAGUUCUGGUGUAGGAAAGACAGCAACUCUCCAACAUGUUGCUUUGAAAAUGAAGAAUGAAGGGUAUGAUGUACUAUUGGUAACCAAUCCACAUGAUAUAAUUAAAUUUAACAACCCCGAUCAGAAGACAUUAUUUGUUGUGGAUGACUUUUGUGGAACAUAUUCUAUUAACCAGUCUGACCUUAACAACUGGGAACCGGUAAUCAAACUUGUUGAAGAAAUCAUUAAAAAUAAACUAACAAAAAUUAUUGAAGCCUGUCGAUUACAAGUGUUCAAAGAUGAAAAAUUUGAUUACUUAAAACUUUUUAGAACAAAAGUUUGUAACUUGUUAUCAGAUGAGUUGUGCCUGUCACAAUCAGAAAAAACAUUAAUAGCAGAAUUAUAUCUUGAAUCACAGGCAUCGGAAAUUAUCAAAUAUUGUGAUAUACAUGAUUGCUUUCCACUUUUGUGCACAUUGUAUCAUGAUAAUCCUGAAAUUGAUAUUAAGGAUUUCUUCAAAAACCCAUUUUUAGUAUAUGAAGCAGAACUAGAACAAUUGAGGAAAAACGGACUUUUAAGUAAAUACUGUGCCUUGGCAUUAUGUGUAAUGUCUAACAACUUUUUGGUAGAGCGUGUAUUAACAGACGAGAUAAAUACAGCUAUGCAAAAUAGUAUAGAGAACGUAUGCGAGGCAUGCAGACUAAAUAAAGGAACAUCGAGGUUAUUAUUUCUUGAUGAACUUAAUUCACUUGAACAUACAUUUAUCAAGAAAGAACAAGGUGUAUACAGAACAAUACAUGAUAAACUAUUUGAUUUUUUGUCCUACUAUUUUGGAAAAAAGAUGAUAGAGUGUGUUAUCAAGAAUGCACAUAGACAGUUAAUUAUGGAAAGAUUUUUAUUUGAAAAGAGAGACGACAUGGGCAACGACAACUUUAUCACUAUUGUUCCACCUAAAUAUCAUAAAAUUUACAUUGAAAGAAUGAUUGCUGAUUGGUUGGAUGGCAGAGUUUUUCAUGUGUUCAAUAACAAGAAUAUGAUCAUACCAAAGUUCCAACAACUUCUGCUUCGUUGUGUGAAUGCAUUUCAUAAUGCAUUCCAGCGACAAUUAGCACAAACCUAUGAUAUCGAUUUCAAAGGUACAGUUUUGUUGUAUUGUAGCUUUAACGGUGAUAUUCAUUUCACUGAAUGGUGUAUAUAUCAUGAUGUUGAUGUGAACCUCUGUACAUACGAUGGUGUUAGUCCUUUACAUGCAGCAUCUCAAGAGGGGCAUAUUGAAAUAGCUACUAUUUUACUUAACAACAAGGCAGACACUAAUACGUGCUCAGAAGGUAAAAUGUGUCCACUUUAUCUUGCUUGUCAGAACGGACACAUAGGUAUUGUAAAGUUAUUACUGGAACACAAGGCAGAUGUAAAUAAAGUUAUAACGACAGGAGAAUCUCCACUGAUUAGGGCAUGCGAAAAAGGAUACACAGAUAUAGUAAAGCUAUUAUUGCACAACAAUGCAGACAUCAAUAAGUGUGCAGACGGUGGGAUACAUCCACUGUAUGUUGCUUGUCAAAACGGACAUAUUGAUAUAGUAAAUAUGUUACUAGAACACAAGGCAGACAUUAAUAAGCUUAUAUCUACAGGAUUAACUUCACUGUUUGUUGCUUGUCAAGAAAAACAUAUAGAUAUAGUAAACAUUUUAGUUGAAAACAAGGCACACAUUAAUAAGCAUGGAAACGAAGAAGUAACUCCACUGUUCAUUGCUUGUCAAAAUGGAUCGUUAGAUAUAGUCAAGAUUUUACUGGACAACAAUGCAGACAUUAAUGAAUGUACAGUUACAGAAACAUCUCCUCUGCUGAUUGCUUGUGAGUUUAAUCAUGAGGAUAUUGUGAAGUUGUUACUGAACAACAAUGCCGACAUCAAUAAGUAUCAAGUGGCAGGUGCAUCUCCACUAAUUGCGUCUUGUAGAGGAGGGUAUAAAACUAUAGUAAAUAUGUUACUUGAGAACAAGGCAGACAUAAAUAAGUGUACAGAUGAUGGUACAUCUGCCUUAUUUAUUGCUUGUUUAAAAAAUCAUGAGGAUGUAGUUAGGAUGUUACUAGAAAAUAAAGCAAACGUUAAUAUAUGUAGACAUGAAGGAGUAUCUCCACUGACUAUAUCUUGUCAAGAAGGGUAUAGCAAAAUAGUUAAAUUGUUACUCGAUAGCAAUGCAGAUAUUAAUAAGUAUAGAGACAGAGAUCUAUUUCCACUGUUAUUUGCUUGUCAGAAUAACCACGUUGAUAUAGCAAAGUUGUUACUUGACAAAAACGCAGAUAUAAAUAUGUGUACAAAUAAUGGAACAUCUCCAUUGAUUAUUGCUAGCCAGAACAAUCAUUUAGAUAUAGUAAAAUUGUUACUGGAUCACAAGGCAGAUACAAAUAAGCGUAUAGAUACAGGAGCAUCUGCAUUAAGCAUUGCUUGUGAAAAUGGUUAUAAAGAUAUAAUACAGCUGAUGUUGGAUAGCAAAGCAGACAUCAACAAUUGUAAAAAUAAUGGAACAUCCCCAUUAUUUCUUGCUUGUAUGCAAAACCAUUCAGAUAUAGUAAAGAUGUUGAUUGAUGACGGAGCAGACAUAAAUAAGUGUGCAAAUAACGGAACAUCUCCCUUGUUUACUGCUUGUCAAGAUAAUCAUAUUGACACAUUACAUAUUUUACUUAACCAUAAUGCAGACAUAAAUAAGUCUACAGAUAAUGGAACAUCACCCCUGUUUGCUGCUUGUCAUAACGGCCAUGUUGAUACAGUAGAUAUUUUACUGAACCACAACGCAGACAUUAAUAAGUGUACAGAUAUUGGAACAUCUCCCCUGUUUAUUGCUUGUAAGAAUAAUUUUGUAAAUAUAAUCAAGAUGUUACUGGACAACAAGGCAGACAUAAAUAAGUGUGCAAAUGAUGAAACAUCUCCCUUGUUUAUUGCUUGUCAAAACAAUCACAAAGAAUCAGUUAAGCUGUUACUUGAUAACAAGGCAUGCAUUAAUAAAUGUAGAUAUUUUGGAACGUCUCCACUGAUUAUGUCUUGUCAAGAAGGAUUCAUAGAUAUAGUGCAAAUGUUACUUGACAACGGAGCGGACAUUAAUAAGUGCUUAGAUAACGGGGCAUCUCCAUUAUUUCUAGCUUGCCAAGAUAAUUUUUUCUACAUAGUAAAGAUGUUGUGUGAAAACUUGGCAGAUAUAAAUAAGUGUACAAAUAAUGAAGUAUCUCCACUUUUUAUCGCUUGCCAAAAGAAUUAUAUACAUAUUGUAAAAAUGUUACUGGAAAUGAAAGCAGUCAUAGAUAAGGGAACAGAUAAUCAAACAACCCCGUUGUUUAUUGCUUGCCAGAAAAAUCAUGUUGAAAUAGUAAAGCUCUUACUGGACAACAAGGCAGACAUUAAUAAGUACACAGAUGAGGGAAUAUCUCCACUGUGCAUUGCUUGUAAAAAUAACAAUAUACAUGUAGUAGAGCUGUUACUUGACAACAAGGCAAAUAUAAAUAAGUGUACAAAUAAUGAAUUAUCUCCACUUUUUAUCACUUGCCUGAAGAAUCAUAUACAUAUUGUAAAAAUGUUACUGGAAAAGAAAGCAGUCAUAGAUAAGGGAACAGAUAAUCAAACAACCCCGUUGUUUAUUGCUUGCCAGGAAAAUCAUGUUGAAAUAGUAAAGCUGUUACUGGACAACAAGGCAGACAUAAAUAAAUGCACAGAUGACGGAAUAUCUCCACUAUUUAUUGCGUGUAAGAAUAAUCACACAGACGUUGUGAACCUGUUACUGAACAAAAAGGCAGACAUUGAUUCAUGUAAUUUGUGUGGUGUAUCCCCUUUAGCUGUAGCUUGCUAUGAAGGUCAUAUAGAUACUGUUAAAAUAUUACUUGAAAAAGGCGCUGAUUACACAACGAAAGCUAUAAAAGAUAAAAAUGAUGGGGAAGUAUUUCUGUUAUCGUCCGAACAAAUAGCUAGCGGAUAUGGUUAUCCUGAUAUAGCAGCUUUAAUGUUUAAACAUUCUAAACAGAAGUAA